Messenger RNA from Fonsecaea nubica, 525 nucleotides. RefSeq lists its product as hypothetical. Bases 1 to 525 code for a protein of 174 amino acids. Lineage: Eukaryota; Fungi; Ascomycota; Eurotiomycetes; Chaetothyriales; Herpotrichiellaceae. The transcript has a single exon. The record is from RefSeq and is a predicted model, not a curated record.
AUGGAAACGUCCUUGUUCACUCUUCCACCCGAGAUUCGUCUGCAAAUAUGGUCCUACCUUGUUCGACCGACCACGAUAUACCCCUGCCACUGUGCCGAGAGAGACAAACAACUCCGCCUUGACGCCUGCUCCCACAACUCCUCCAUAUACCAGGACUGUGACAACCGCAUCCUGCGGGUCAGCCGACAGAUCUUCGACGAAGUCCGGCCGGUGGUCGAGCGAGCGGGAGCAGAGAGGCUCUUUGUGCUCUGCAACAGUCUCUCCCUCGACGAUUUCUUCAAGGCACUGCACCAGAGUGACUGGAAGUGGGUCAAACAUCUGAGGGUGGAGCUGUUCGUCGGUUGGGCCAAGGACAACCAGGACGACUGGUUCCUCUGCCAGAUGCACCGGUGGGCAAAGAGAUCUGUCGCCGGCACCUUGUACAAAUACGACCAAGGGCGAGAGAUAUCGAUCCAGCCAGCCGAACAGGCCAGAGAAGAUAAGAAUGGGAGGAGGACGCUUACUGUUGACAUCUACCUGGCAUGA